AUGCACCGUGCAGAACCCUAUUUAAACCACGUUCAUUCCAGACAGUCACGCCGUGUAAGCACUUUUCCCAUGGCAUCUCAUCAGUUGUGGUCCACUCAAGUGCGCAACUCAUUGGCUAAUCCUGAAUGCUAUUCGCCCGGACCAGUGUCUUGGUUCCCUAAUUUUGACACACCUAUGACUUUACCAUGUGCUGAACAGUGUUUUGUAUUGCCAGAAGAUGCAUCCACUGUCGACAGAGGCCGAUCUCUUAGGACCGGGAAUUCCAACUUGGAAAAUGAAUGCUAUGAGUUUAUAUACGAGAAGAGGAGUACACACCACCCCAUUCCUCCACAAGAUGCAAAUACGACGAGACAAGAAAUUCCUCAUCUGUCUGCAGUAUGCUCCUGCGAAAUGGACUUCCGUGUCAUGAACAAUACAGUGGAGGGUGAUUAUUGCACGACACACAUAUCAACCAAACCAGAAACCAGAGACGAUCCAAGCAACCGAACGAAUACUGACUUUGUGAAAUACGAACAGCUGAACGAUUUCGCCGUUACUUGGAAUAUUUCGCAGCAAGAAAUGCACCACCGACCAUUCAGUGAAAUGCAACCAAGUGCUUCCACGAGGUCACAACACAGUCUAAGGAAAGUACAUCAACGCGAACAGGACAAAAACCGAACGCGAUCAUUAAAUGUUGCAUUCUGCCGACUCAGAUCCUGCUUGCCGGAGAUCCCAAAGGACACCAAAUUGACCAAGAUUCGCACACUGCGGUAUGCGAUCAAUCACAUUCGACAUCUGAUGGACAUUGUGCGCCAGGAUGCAGUAGAACAAUCAACAGUUGAGGCAGUGCACGCAGUGUAUCCAAAGGCAUCCGAUGGAACCAUAUUGAAAGACAGUGGCUACGACAGCUUUUUGGAGAAAUUGUGA
Molecule: messenger RNA, 906 nt
Organism: Dicrocoelium dendriticum
Lineage: Eukaryota; Metazoa; Platyhelminthes; Trematoda; Plagiorchiida; Dicrocoeliidae
Source: the annotation of a GenBank genome assembly